Messenger RNA from Euleptes europaea (tarantolino), 1623 nucleotides. RefSeq names its product glutamate decarboxylase 1-like. Lineage: Eukaryota; Metazoa; Chordata; Lepidosauria; Squamata; Sphaerodactylidae. The transcript has 14 exons. Bases 24 to 1610 code for a protein of 528 amino acids. Gene Ontology annotation, molecular function: carboxy-lyase activity; pyridoxal phosphate binding. Gene Ontology annotation, biological process: carboxylic acid metabolic process. Gene Ontology annotation, cellular component: cytoplasm. The record is from RefSeq and is a predicted model, not a curated record.
AGGAUCAUAUUAAACCUCACCAGAUGAGACAAAAGCACCUUUCUUGCCUCCAGGGAGAAAGUGAAGAAAGAGACAAAGGUUCUACCAUCGAGAACUUUAUGACAAAUUUCUCAAACAUCUACGAGUCAGAGUUGCUUCCUGCUCAGAAUGGUGAAAAAUUCACAGAACAUUUCCUUCAUGAAGUAGUGGAUAUUCUUCUGAGCUACAUCAAAAAGACCUACGAUGGAAAGAGUAAAGUGCUGGAUUUCCAUCAUCCUCAUCAGCUUUUGGAAGGCCUGGAAGGCUUCAGCGUGGAGCUCUCUGAUCAGCCGCAGCCUUUGGAGCAAAUCCUCGUUGAUUGCAGGGAUACCUUAAAAUAUGGAGUUAAGACGGGACAUCCUCGUUAUUUUAACCAACUCUCUAGUGGCCUUGACAUUAUCGGACUUGCUGGGGAAUGGCUGACAGCUACCGCAAAUACCAACAUGUUUACAUAUGAAAUAGCUCCAGUAUUCAUUGUGAUGGAGGAGAGCCUGCUUAAAAAAAUGCAUGAAAUUAUUGGAUGGGGAGAGAGUGAAGCAGAUGGGGUAUUUUCUCCUGGAGGUAGCAUAUCAAACCUUUACAGUGUUUUAGUGGCCCGUUAUAAACGCUUCCCUGAGAUUAAAACCAAAGGCAUGGCAGCUCUUCCAGACAUUGCCCUGUUUGUUUCAGAACAUAGCCACUAUUCAAUACAGAAGGCUGCAGCAGUUCUUGGGAUUGGGACUGACAAUGUUGUCGCCGUCAAGUGUGACGCAAGGGGGAAGAUGAUACCAUCUGAGCUGGAGAGAGCCAUUCUAAAAGUCAAAAGACAGGGAAAAGUACCACUGUAUAUUAGUGCCACUGCUGGGACAACAGUAUAUGGAGCCUUUGACCCUCUUGCCAACAUUGCUGACAUCUGUGAGAAGUAUAACCUCUGGAUGCACGUGGAUGCAGCAUGGGGAGGUGGUUUGCUACUGUCAAGAAGGCAUUCUUAUAAACUGAGUGGCAUUGAAAGGGCUAACUCUGUCACCUGGAAUCCUCACAAACUGAUGGGCGUUCCACUGCAAUGUUCAGCAUUCUUGGUCCGGGAGAAGGGUCUUCUCCAGGCCUGUAACCAGCUGUGUGCCGGAUAUCUCUUCCAGCCGGACAAACAGUACGACAAGGCUUACGACACUGGGGACAAGACAAUCCAAUGUGGGAGGCACGUUGACGUUUUCAAACUUUGGUUAAUGUGGAGAGCGAAGGGCACGGAAGGAUUUGAGAUUCUUAUCAACAAAUUUCUGGAACUUGCAGAAUACCUUUAUAAGGAACUGAAGACAAGGAAAAACUAUGAGCUUGUAUUUGAUGGUGAGCCGGAACUCACCAAUGUGUGUUUCUGGUACAUUCCACCAAGUCUUCGACAGAUCCCAAAGGGACCAGAAAAAGAAAAAAGGCUACAUCAGAUUGCUCCAAAAAUAAAAGCAAGGAUGAUAGAAGAAGGUACCACAAUGGUUGGCUAUCAGCCUCAUGGAGACAAUGUGAACUUUUUCAGAAUGGUCUUCUCUAAUCCAGCAACCAAGAAAUCAGAUGUCGAUUUCCUCCUUGAAGAAAUUGAAAGACUUGGAAAAGAUUUGUGAUAGCAGACAUUUC